Nicotiana tabacum (common tobacco) is the source of this 601-nucleotide messenger RNA. NCBI's taxonomy places the organism in Eukaryota, Viridiplantae, Streptophyta, Magnoliopsida, Solanales, Solanaceae. The record is from RefSeq and is a predicted model, not a curated record.
AUGAUUAUUGCAAGUUUUACUGGCCAGCUUCGUGGCUGGUGGGAUAAUUAUUUAAGUACUGAAGAAAAGGCGAUGGUUAUUAAUGCAAUAGCCACUGACGAAGGAGUCGAUAACUUAGGCAUGGCUCUAGUGAAAAAUAGAGAAGAUGCUGUUUACACCCUUGUUCUUACCAUAUUAGAACAUUUCAAUUGUAGAUUUACCAAUCAGAACGAGACUGUCCGUACUCUGCUAAAUGGCCUUAGAUGUAGGACCUUAAGCGAGUUUAGAUGGUAUAAGGAUACUUUUAUGAGUAGAGUAAUGGAAUUACUCGAAAAUAAACAACUUAAGAUAGAUAAGCUUAAGGAAAAAUCACAAUUAGGAGACUUUUGCACCCAGUUCGGUUUACCCAAAACUUCUGCUCAUAGAGAGAAAAAGAAAAAUAGGUAUCAUAACCCAGACAAUCCUUAUAAGAAAAAGAGAUCAAGAUAUAGAUCCAAAGAAGAGCGUGAUGCUAGGAAAGCUCAUCGCAAGUCUACUAGAUUUACGAAAAAUAGGUCUAAGCGAGAUCUUGCUGAUAUUAAGUGUUAUAAAUGUGGAAAAUUUGGCCAUAUAGCUCCAAAUU